Molecule: messenger RNA, 3230 nt
Organism: Corvus hawaiiensis (hawaiian crow)
Lineage: Eukaryota; Metazoa; Chordata; Aves; Passeriformes; Corvidae
Gene: PHF24
Product: PHD finger protein 24
Exons: 8
Coding region: 380-1618 (412 amino acids)
Molecular function (GO): calcium ion binding
Source: RefSeq, a predicted model, not a curated record
GCUUUUUAACAGGGCUCGGGCAGCAAUUGGUACAGGGACAGCAAACCAGGCUGCAUCUGCUCAGCCCCAGUCACAAGCUCCCUGCUUCCUCUGAGAGAGUGUGUGAGUGUGUGUGUGUGUGCGCGUGUGCGCGCUAGACACAGGCAUCCGCUCCCAGCAUCUUGCUGCCUCCUGCAUCCUCCGGCAGCAAGUGCACGGCUCUGGCUUCCCGGGUACCACCCUCACUGCUCCAUCCCCUGACAGGGAUUUGCACGCGGAGCACAGCAUGCAGUGAGCACCAGUGGGUGGAGAGGGGCUCGUGGCCAGAGGCAGCGGCAAUGGACACUGUGUGGACUGCUGUCUAGGGCUUGUGUUCCCAGACCGACUCCGAUCCUGAGCCAUGGGGGUGCUGAUGUCGAGGAGGCAGACGGUGGAGAGGGUGCAGAAGGUCAGCUUGGCCGUGUCAGCCUUCAAGGAUGGGCUGCGGGAGCAGCCAUCGACACGGCGUCGGGCGGAGGCGGGCACCGCACGCCAGGGGACGCUGGAGCAGGAGGUGCAGGAGGGAGAGGAGGAAGAAUCAGCAGGACCUUCCCAGCCGGAGGAGAGCAGUGCCAGCAAGGCAGCCUGGGAGCGGCUGCGGGAUGGCCGGGGUGUGGAGCCUGAGGAGUUUGACCGGGCCAACAGGUUCACACCACCUGCCUUCAUCCGGCCCAAGAGGGAGCUCCACGAUGAUGAGCCCCCGGACAUCAGCCUGGAGCAGAGGGAGCAGAUCCUGAAUGAUGAGAUGUGUGAGAUCUGUGAGGUGUGGACGGCCGAGAGCCUCUUCCCCUGCCGCAUCUGCCCCCGGGUGUAUCACGACGGCUGCCUGCGCCGCAUGGGAUACUUGCAGAAGGACAGUGCCGUGGAGGUGACGGAGACAGCGCACACUGAGACAGGCUGGAGCUGCUACUACUGCGACAACCUCAAUCUGCUGCUGACAGAGGAAGAGAUGUACAGCCUGAUGGAGACCCUGAAGAACUGCAAGAUCAUUCCAGAGAGCUGCCUGACCCUGGAUGACUUCCUGCACUACAAACACCAAGUGCACAAGCAGCAGUUCGAACGGACCAUGCCUGAGGCACAGGAGGAGCAGGCAGCCCUGCAGUUCAACGCCCUGGACCCCGACAAGAAGGGGCACAUCGAGUGGCAGGACUUCCUCUCCCAUGAGUCCAUCCAGCUGCUGCAGAAAAUACGGCCGCAGAAUGCCCUUCUGCGGCUGCUGACACCCAAGGAGCGGGAGCGGGCACGGGCAGCCUUCCUGGCCCUGGACCAGGACAACGAUGGCUUCAUCGGGGAGGGCGAGUGCCGCCAGGCCCGGCACACCUGGUUCCGCAAGCACCAAAAGGAGAUGCUGUCCUGCAAUGUCAGAAGUGGGGAUGAAGAACACCGUCCUCCCUGCCACAGCAUCAGCCAUGUGGGGCCCAUAUCAGAGGGCAGCCCCGCCAGCAGCAGGAACGGCAAGAGCCCGGAGAAGAUCCUGCCAGCCACAAAGCAGGAGGAGACCAGGAGCAUCGACUGGCCCGGCUUCCUGCGGGAGAAUGUCGCCUACAUCCUGGCAGCGCGCCCCAACAGCGCAGCCCUGCACCUGCAGCCCCUCGCCUAGACCCAGCCAUGUGCCACACCUGCCAUGGUGACCUGCCCCGCCCAGCCCCCCCCCCCACCCCCCCGCAGCCGCAGCCGGGCGCCGAUUGGCUGGCGGGGAAGCGGCCAUGCUGCCCUCUGCCCCACCUCCCCCUCGGAUUGGCUGUGAAGAGGAUGGGUGCUGGGCUUUGAUUGGCUGAGGGAGCGGGAGCAGCUCUCGGGUCUCUGAUUGGUGGGGGAAGCAGGGCGGGGCAGGGCGUGUCCCCACUCCCUCCCCCCCACGCCCUGCAGGGACCACGGUGGGGAAGGGUCCCAUGCCCGGGGUCACCACGGGGCACAAGGGGCACGGAACCUGCUGCCCCCAUGAUCCCCGUUCCCACAGCACCCAGGGACCUGCGGGUCUGCCCUGGGUAGUUGUGGGGCGACAGCAGAACCCAGAGCACCCGUGUGCCCCCAGCCUCCCACAGUGCACGGGGCAGAGCCUCUGCGUGCCACGGGCAGCACCCACAGGUCUGCGGCAAGCAGUGUCUCAGCUCAUCAGCAUGGUGGAUCCUCAGGGGAUGUGGCUGACCCUCACUGGGGUCUUUCACAUCCCUGCUGUACUCCAACAGGGGCUGGAGCCCAGUAGGUCCAUCCUUGCAUGCAUGGCCCGUGGCUGUGCCUGGGAGACUGUUCCCUGGCAUGGCUCAACCCUUCCCUGCUGGCAACCAACUCUUUAAUGCCAACAGUGAUGGUGUAGGAAGGAGCACCGGGAACAGAAAGCUUCAGAGGGAUGGGAAGGCAGGGUCAGAUGUAGGGGAACCCUCCCAUGCAUCUGAUCUUGCCAGCAGCACUCCCCUGCAUCCCUCAUCCCCUCCUGUACGCCUGGUUCCAGGGGAUGCUCUUCAUCUGCUUGCCUUUCCUGUCCCACACCAGUCCUGUUCAAUCCUGCUCUCUACUCACCACAUCAAGUGGGCAACCUCGCCUCUCUGGGAGCAUUAGUGCUCAUGGUGAGGAGGAGGAGGCAGAGCUCAGAGCCUCCCCAGAUGUCAGCUGCAGGGAUGAGGCAUUCACUGGCCACAUUGGCAGCCCUAAGGUAGACAGAUGCGCUCAGCCCACAGACGAAGGAGCAGGGAGCCCGGAAACCUUGCCCCAAACACUCUAGGGGUUGGGAUGCCCAGGUCCCACGGCAGCCCCAGAAGCUGCUCCUGCCCCUCCAAUCCCUUCCCCACAGUGCCCUCAGCCUCUCCCCACCUGGUGUGCCCUGGCUCAGCCAGGGGGUCCCGGGGUGUACACAGACCAGGGCUGCACUUGCAGCAACCUGGUCACUCCCUCACCUCCGUCCCCAAUGCCCUGUGGGCAUCAUCCCAGUCAUCCCCCUUCCCCCAGCCAGGGCACAGUUCCCCUCUCCAGGGUCUCUCCCACUGCAAGACCAGGAGGCGCACCAGACAUCUUCCUCUACCACCCUGGCAUGCCAGGCCAAUGGGGAUAUUUUGGAUGCCAGGUCCGAGAAGUGGCCAGAGCGCCAAUGGGGAUAUUUUGGAUGCCAGGUCCGAGAUGUGGCCAGAGCCAUGGCGAGGAGGCAGCCGCGGAUGCGUGGGUUGCAACUCCCUAUCUGUACUGAGAUACAUUCAUUAAACAGCUGUGUCCAGCUA